Messenger RNA from Pungitius pungitius (ninespine stickleback), 1876 nucleotides. RefSeq names its product aldehyde dehydrogenase 9 family, member A1a, tandem duplicate 1 (gene aldh9a1a.1). The record is from RefSeq and is a predicted model, not a curated record. Gene Ontology annotation, molecular function: aminobutyraldehyde dehydrogenase (NAD+) activity; 4-trimethylammoniobutyraldehyde dehydrogenase (NAD+) activity. The transcript has 11 exons. Lineage: Eukaryota; Metazoa; Chordata; Actinopteri; Perciformes; Gasterosteidae. The coding region runs from base 63 to 1622 and encodes 519 amino acids.
UGUGCGCGCUGUGUGACAGACUCUCUCUGCAUAUCUCUCUCCGUCGUCCAUCAGGAACUUUGAUGAACCGUCUCCGUGUCCUUGCAGGUACUCUCCCACUCACCAUGGCCCAGUCAGUCCUCGACAUCAUGCCCGGAGCCGCCACGGGUACCGUGCUCAUCACCGACCCGCUGAACUUCUGGGGUGGAAAGCGAGUGAAGCCCAGGACGGAGAAAAACGCGGAGCCCGUGUUCGAACCAGCGACGGGCCGUGUCUUGUGUCAGAUGGUUCCCUGUGGGUCUGAGGAGGUGAACGAGGCCAUAAAGAGCGCCCACACCGCCUACCUGCAAUGGCGCAAGAUGGCGGGCAUGGAGCGGGCUCGGGUGAUGUUGGAGGCCGCACGCAUUAUCAGGGAAAGAAGGGAGAAAAUAGCAAAGCUGGAAGUGAUCAACAACGGCAAGUCCAUCACCGAAGCGCUGGUGGACAUCGACGUCUCCUGGCAGUGCAUUGAGUACUACGCUGGCAUUGCUGGUACACUCGCAGGCCAGCACAUCCAGCUUCCCGGUGGAACGUUUGCCUACACCCGGAGGGAGCCCCUGGGCGUGUGCGUGGGAAUCGGGGCGUGGAACUACCCCUUCCAGGUGGCCACAUUUAAGUCCGCCCCUGCUCUGGCAUGUGGUAACUCCAUGGUGUUCAAGCCCUCUCCCAUGACUCCUGUGACCGCCGUCAUUCUGGCUGAGAUAUACAAGGAGGCGGGGGUCCCGGAUGGGCUCUUCUGUGUGGUGCAGGGCGGGGCGGACACCGGCACCUUGCUCUGCCACCACCCGGGGGCCGCCAAAGUGUCGUUCACCGGCAGUGUGCCAACGGGCAAGAAGGUCAUGGAGAUGUCUGCAAAGGGGGUGAAGCAUGUGACUCUGGAGCUGGGAGGGAAAUCUCCCCUCCUGAUCUUCAAAGACUGUGAGCUGGAAAACGCGGUGAAGGGAGCACUGAUGGCAAACUUCCUGACGCAGGGGCAGGUUUGCUGCAACGGCACCAGGGUGUACGUGCAAAGAGAGAUCCUGCCCCAGUUCCUUGAAGAAGUUGUGAAAAGGACCAAGGCCAUCCCUCUGGGUGACCCCCUGUUGGACGGCACUCGGAUGGGCGCGCUGAUCAGCAAGCCGCAGCUGGACAAAGUGCUGGGAUACGUCAGUCAGGCCAAGAAAGAGGGAGCCAAAGUGCUUUGUGGAGGAGAACCUUUUGUCCCCAGCGACCCCAAAUUGAAAGGAGGCUACUUCAUGUCACCUUGUGUGCUUGAUAACUGCAGGGAUGACAUGACCUGUGUGAAGGAGGAGAUUUUCGGGCCAGUCAUGUCGGUGCUGCCUUUCGACACGGAGGAAGAAGUGAUGGCGAGAGCCAACAACUCCACGUUCGGUUUGGCCUCGGGCGUCUUCACCAGGGACAUUUCCAGAGCCCAUCGCGUGGCUGAGAACCUUGAGGCAGGGACCUGCUUCAUCAACAACUACAACAUCAGCCCUGUGGAAGUACCUUUUGGAGGAUACAAGAUGUCAGGUUUUGGCAGAGAGAACGGCCAGGUGACCGUCGAGUACUACUCCCAGCUGAAGACGGUUGUUGUUGAGAUGGGCGACGUGGAGAGCCUCUUCUAAACUCCUCCCAGUUAACUGUCACAACUUUGUGCUUUCUGCCACACGCAAGUUCACGAAGCUCUCUCGAGUGCACCUACCUUAAUGUGAACUAGUAAAUGAACACAAACUGAUGUCAAACACACUGCCUUUUAAAACACACUACAAAUGCUUGUGUGUCCUUAAUUAGACAUUCUGUUUGUAGUGAACUGUUGUUUCAGCACUUACGCCUUUUCACCCAAAUAAAAUGUUUUCAAUAUAAAGUCCAUGCCUGGUUA